UACAACAAACACUGUGGUUCGUCCGCUUUGCACUCCACGCCAUGACGAAAAAUUCUCGGUGGAGUAGGAGUAUUGUGGCUGUGACAGGUCGAUCGUCUAACGGCGAGAUUACCUAAUAUACGAUCAAUAAAAAUAAAGAUUCGUAAAUAUCCAAAGUUAAUUAAUGCCGUAAAUUCUCGACACCCGGGUGCAUCUGACUUAGCUUUCUGACAAGUGUCGUUUGAUUAUUUACUCUGAGUAAGUUAUUGUGGACAAAGAAAACGGCAGAGUAACGCCAGUAACUUGUGCAGCUUUAACGCUUAGUUUAACGACGAUGGAGAUAGAUGAAUGUUCUGCUGGUGGCGACUCUGCUGCAGAGGAAGAAGAAGACGAGGAAUCUUUUCAUGGAUCUAGAAGUAAUAGUUGUACUAGUAGUACUACUGCCAGUAGUUCUACUUCUGAAAGUGCUGAAGAGAGUGCUGGAGAACGUGAUACUACGGCUUCAGAAACUCAUAGUUCAGGAGAUGAAGAUGAAAACAACGUACAUCAUAUCCCAAAUGAAUGUGCUGAUGAAGUGAGAUGGGAAACUUGCAUUGCUGCAGGAAGUAAGAUAAAACUACCUCAAGAUCUUUGUGAACAUUUGUCGAUUUUUCACGAACUGUUAGACUUUAAAAGCAUUUGGCAAGAUUCUUUAAAUGAUGAACAGAGGAAAUCUCUAGCAAAAUUUUUGCCCAGUUUUCCUAAAGACUGUGAUGUUGUUGCUGAGCAAGAGAAGACAUUAAAGAUGCUUUUCCAAAGAGAGAACCAAAGGUUUGGAGUAGCACCUGUCGACUCUUUUCAUCAUCAUCUCUCAUCAGGACACUUUAGACCAGAUAUAAAGAGGAUGCGACACCUAGUUAAAAAAGCCCAACAAAGACGAUUGUUGUUUGAAGAACGUAAACGGACUUAUGAGCUUGCCAAUCAGCUAUUUAAAUCACGAGAGAGUUUACUAUUAAACGCAUAUAAACAAGGUUUCAGUCAACCUACGUCACAUCGCAUGUCAAAACUUCAUUGGCGUAAACCUACACCAGCUAUGGUAGAAGAAAAAACCCAAAUUCGCUAUGUGGAAGAAUUAAAAGCAUUACGAACAGAACUUGGUGUUACUAAAUUUGCUGAUACAACGUCAGAAAAUGAAGAAAAUUGUCUUCAAUUCCAAAUGCCAGGUACAAAACAAAAGAAAAAGAGGAAAGGUUCUAAUACGCAAGUUACCCAAAUGAAAACGAAUCAAUUAAAUCAUGAAGAUGAAGAUAUUCGACCAGUAUUUUCUACACUCCAGCGUGAAGAAUAUACUCCGAAUCCUUCGUUCCGAAUACGAGAAAUGACUGAGGAUUUAUAUCGGGUAUUGUUAGUGGCUCACAAAAAACGAAGAGCACGACAAGAUAUUCAUCCUGAGUUGAACACACAAGGAAUUAUUCUAUCAGAGCUUUCACAACGCGCUCAAGUUGGUCAAAAGCAUAAAAUAACAAUAUCCAAUUCUUGCCGUGUGAAUUCAUCAAAGAAACGUGUUAAAUUAGAACAGCCUCUUGCUCCUUCUGUGAUAUCAAAUAAAGUUAUAGCUGCCAGCUCUAUUAAAUCUGAACAUGACAAUACUAAUUAUCUAUAUCCAUCAAAUGAUAUGAAACAUAUUUCAAAUCAAGAAGUUGAGAUCAAAGAAUGUCAAGAUACGAGACCUAGUUUCUCAUCAGUAAAAGUAGAAGCUUCAGAUUCUUUUGAAGCUCAUCCUACUCCAACAAAGAAAAAGGUCAACUCUGUUGCUUCAAAAAAUGUUAAGUCUAUGCCAAUAUCUCUUCCAGAGAUAAAGAGAGAAAUGGAAGAGUUAGAUUAUAUGAGAUCGUCAGAAAUUAAAUCGGAGUACAUUACACCUGAUGAACCUCCUCCAAUUACAAAUGAAGAAGUAGAAAAUCUUGAUCAUAAAAAAGAACUUGAUUUAGAAAAUAUAGAUAUGAUGCAAAUACCAAUUCAACUUGGUGAUGGAAUGGAUAUUCUUGAUGAUGUUAGAUGCGAUGAUGAUAGAGUUAUUCUGCCUGACAAAGAAAUGUCAUCAUUAAGUGAAGAUGAAAGUCUAAGAGUAAAUGGCAAUGGAGAUUUAAUGCAAGAAACUCAUGCUUGCUUCUUUUCGUUAUUACGAGAUGCAUUUUUGUCAAAAGGAGAAUAUCGUAUGAGUGUUAAUGAAGUUAAAGAUGCUGUAACUAUUUGGCAAAGUAAUCCUAUAACUCCUUUAAAUGACUGGUAUUCGUUAGUAAGUUCGUGGUCAUCUGUAGUACCAUCAGCACUUGGAUUUCUUGCUGGAGAAUUAAUAUUUUCUCAAGAUCUAGAUCAGCAUGAUUCUGAAUUUGUUCCUUAUUUAGAAAAUAAAGGCCGGAGUAUUUAUGCAUGGAUCGGAGCUGGAAGAGAUUCUGACUCACGAUUAUCAACAUUAAAUUCUCAAUUUCUUAUGAAUAGAAGUGCUCUGAUAACACCUAGAAAUCUCACACUAUCGACGGAAUCAUCUACUGUACUGGCCCCUAUCAAGAUGAACUCAAUUCAACUAUUGUAUGGAAACGGAAAUAGUAGUAACGGUAGUGGAGCUAACAGUGUACGAAGCGCAAGUCCUGCAGUGGAAUCAAUUAGCAAUGAUCCUACUUCAUUAGCAGCCAUGAUGGAAUCAGAACCCCCGAGAGCUUUGUGUCCUACUGAUUGGAAAGUUCGUUUAUCUACUCCUGAAGAGCGUGAAGAGUUCAGACGUCAAGAAAGAUUGCGUUAUGCAUCCCCUCAUAAAGCUUUCACCUAUAGAAUGCAUGGUUAUGAGUCUGUUGUGGGUCCAGUCAAAGGAAUUUAUCAACACAAUGCAGGUGCUGGACUUACCAAACCUCGAGGUCAUUCUUUAUUGGUUGCGGAUCGUCCUAAUUUCGUUACAAUUCUUGCUUUAGUAAGAGAUGCGACAGCUAGACUUCCAAAUGGUGAAGGAACUCGUGCUGAUAUCUGUAUGCUUUUAAAAGAUUCUCAAUAUAUUAAAGAACACAGCCCAGGUGAAGGUGGAAAUGAAAAAGAUAAUUAUCUUAAUUCUGUGGUUUCUGGAGCACUAGAUCGACUCCAUUAUGAAGCAGAUCCAUGUGUUCGUUAUUAUCCAAGACGUAAAGAGUGGCUCUAUCUCCACCGUGCACGAUCAGAAUCAGAAUUUGAGAUGUAUCAUCAACAACUUCAAGGUGUAACAAAGGCCAAAAAGAACUCUGGAGGUUCAGCAAGAAAUAAAGCAGUACAACCAAACUUAAAAUUAGUUAAUGGAAAAGAACAAUCACCAAGUGGAACGAAAGAAACUCCGAAGAAAGAGAAAAAAGUUAAUGUACAAACACAAUCGAUUAUAAAAAAAGAGCAGCGAAUAGUAGAAGAGAAGGUUCGAAUAGACCAAUCUAUUUCAACUGAACAGAUUCCCGCAACUCCUUCAUUACCAACAACUUCAACUGCAUCUUCUCCAGUAAGCUGCAGUAUUGCUCCGGUACUUUUUUCUCCUAAUUCACCACUGCCAACUCCUUUGAUUGAACGUGAAACACCACCAGCUGAUAUAAAACCUCAAAUUACGAUACCACCAGUUUCUGUGGCCAAAAAAAUUAGUUCUAUUACUACAUCAAAACCUGUAGCUGUAAUGAAAACCAGUGCAACACAGAGUUUAUUACAAUCGAAUCAACAUUUUCCGCAUCAUCAAAUUCAAGUGUCAACUUCAGCUGGUUUACAAACAAUAAGAUUAUCAGGACCUUCCGUACUUCAAUCUGCUCAAACAGUUCCAGUUACAACGUCUGUUUGUGCUAGUACUUCAUCUCCAAGUGUUACAGCAAUAUUUUCUACAGCUAAAAUUCAAAAUCAAUCUCAGCAAACUGUAUUGACCAAUCAAACAGGAAAAAGUAUACUUCAGAGUGCUAAUUUAAAGCAACAACAGCAACAUGUGUUACCAGGAAAGACUUUAUUAGCAUCUCAAAUUAAAUUAGUGAGUUCUGGGCAAAUAAAAUCAUUAUUGACAGGUCAUGGACUCCAAGGGCAGACGAUAUUUAUUAAGCAGUCGUCUCCAUCAACUGCACAUGCUCAGCAAAUUCAACAAUUAAAGCAACAACAACAGCGGCAAUUAACUCAACAGUUGCAACAACGCUUUGUGUUGAACCAGCAACAACAGCAGCAACAACAAUCUCAACAACAACAACAAAUUCAAACCCAACAAUCAUCCCAGCAGCAACAUGUGCAAUUACAACAAGCUCAACAACAAACUCAGUCAUCACAAUCACAACCUCAACAACAACAGCAACAACAAACAAUACAGGCUCCAGGAAUGCAAAGAAUUAUUGCUCAAAUUGGAGGAAAACCUAUUGCUGUUCAAAUUCAACAAUCACCUCAUCAACAACAACAGCAAAAAAUCCUUGCGAAGGUGCUUACGAGUGCAAGUGGUGGGCAAUUAAUAUCUGUCGAAAGUUUACUGGCGCAAAAAGGAUUGAAACUUGCUGCAACAACUUCCCCGACACAGGUGAAUCGUCAGGGUAAACAAGUGAUUCAAACUCAAUAUCAGGUUGUCUCACAAGCGCAGACAUCUCCUGGCCAAGCAAAAAUUGUUGUAACUUCUCAGCAGCAACAAACAUCUGGUGCACCAACUGUUAGAAUGGUGACGGCUCAAUUAGCUGGAAAACCAAUCGUCUUAGCUAGUGCUAAUAAAAGUGUUGGUGUUGGUAUCAGUGGAGGAAGUAGUGUGGUUCUUGGUAAACAAUCUCCUCAACAGCAAACGGGACAGCAGCCAAUAAUACUGCCAAGUCAAUUGUUAAAUAUUAAAACUCUACAUGGCUUGAAGGUUAUACCAACACCUGCUGGUCUUAAAACAGCUGGAGCUGCUGUUUAUGCUCGUGUUAUUGCCCCGACAACUAUUUCAACAGCACAAACUACGACAACGCAACAACAGCAAGCUACACUUCAAACACAAGCGGCUCGGAAUAAUCCCUAUGGUGCUCCGUGAUGCCGUUGAAUUAUUUAAUUGUCGAAUUAAAAUUGUACAGCUGGUAUUGUCCAUUGAUAUGAGCUCAGUGACAUUUAUUCCUGCCAAAAUGAUCAUAAUGGUUUCGAACAAUUAAUACAAACUUCAUAAGUAAAUUAAGUGGGAGUGUGAGAAAGGUUUUUAAAAAUGAAAAUUAAGUGUCACACAUAUAAUUCAGAAUUUUUUUUUCAAAAAUGAUAAAUGAAGACUUAUUUACAAAUGUGUGUGGUAUAUUAUGUGAAUACAAAAUACGUUAUCGCUCGGACCAGAGACGAUCUCGCAAUAUUAUUUCAAAAUAUAAAUAAAGUCUUACGUAUAAAUAGUUCAUUAAAUUAACUAUUGCACUUUUAGUAAAAAGAAAUUGUUGAAGAUCUUUUUUUUUUGUUAUUUAAAAAUUUUUUUUACUAAAAAUAAUUCAAUAACGCACAAACUCCGUUAUUAAAGGAGAUGUAUUGAAUUUAAUAGAUGUAAAUAUUAUAAUGCAUUUUAUGCAAGUAACAACUAAUUACGAAAAUUACUAAGUAGCUGAAGCUACCGCGUCUUUGGUUUUUUUUUUCAAUCCUUUUUUGAAUCUCUGUUAUUUUUUAAAUACUGAGAUUCGUUCAGAACGUAUAUAAUAAGGUCAAAUAUCUGCUCGAAGGAGAAAUUUGAAAUCUCGUUUCAAAUCUCAUCGAGUUAUGUCGAGUAAUAAUCUAUAAAUAUUACAGUUGAUCUAUCGAACUAGCGAGUUUACGUACUCUUCACAGUUUGAAGAAUUCUUAAUGAUGCUACAAAAAUGAUUGUUUAAUUAAACACAAUUGUUGACUAUCUAUA
Molecule: messenger RNA, 5818 nt
Organism: Chelonus insularis
Lineage: Eukaryota; Metazoa; Arthropoda; Insecta; Hymenoptera; Braconidae
Gene: NFRKB
Exons: 6
Coding region: 314-4987 (1557 amino acids)
Cellular component (GO): Ino80 complex
Molecular function (GO): protease binding
Source: RefSeq, a predicted model, not a curated record